Molecule: messenger RNA, 3714 nt
Organism: Belonocnema kinseyi
Lineage: Eukaryota; Metazoa; Arthropoda; Insecta; Hymenoptera; Cynipidae
Product: acyl-CoA Delta(11) desaturase
Exons: 6
Coding region: 232-1290 (352 amino acids)
Biological process (GO): unsaturated fatty acid biosynthetic process
Cellular component (GO): endoplasmic reticulum membrane
Molecular function (GO): iron ion binding; stearoyl-CoA 9-desaturase activity
Source: RefSeq, a predicted model, not a curated record
UCAGUCAGUCGCUGGUCGUCGUCGUUGUAAGAAGAGUUAUAAGCUUCCGGUUGAAAACUCACUGAUAGACACUUAACAAGCAAUUGUUUGUGAAUUUCCAACCUAUUUAGCUGAAAGUGAUUGUUUCAAACUAGCACUCCUCUCUUCGCUUUUAAAGCUAAAUUUCAAGCCACUUGGCAGUGAACAUCACAAUUUGCGGCAGGAAAUAAAGUACUCAGAAGCAGAGGAAGAAUGCCUCCAGACGUCACGAAUGCUCCAACGGGAGUUCUUUUUGAAGGGGAGACAGUUGAUCCUACUGUAGUGAAGGAUUCACCAAAAAAGGAGGUCAAAUAUACGAGACAACUGGUCUGGAGAAAUCUAAUUAUCUUCGCCUAUCUCCAUCUAGGAGCACUUUAUGGAUUAUAUUUAGUUUUCACAUCUGCGAAGCUAGCAACAACGCUUUUUGCAAUCUUCCUGUAUCAAUGCAGUGGAAUUGGUAUAACAGCAGGCGCACACAGACUAUGGGCUCAUAAAUCUUAUAAAGCCACGUGGCAACUUCGAGUAUUGUUGACCAUCCUCAAUACGAUGGCCUUCCAGGAUGCUGCGAUUGAUUGGGCGAGAGACCACAGGGUGCAUCAUAAAUACAGCGAAACAGAUGCAGAUCCACAUAAUGCCAAGAGAGGUUUUUUUUUUGCCCAUGUUGGUUGGUUACUGUGCCGUAAACAUCCCGAUGUGAGGAUUAAAGGCAAAGGAAUCGACAUGAGUGAUUUGCAAAAUGAUCCAAUCCUCGCCUUCCAGAAAAAAUACUAUUUCUUUCUGAUGCCACUAUUGUGCUUCCUGCUACCUACUGUCAUUCCUGUCAUGGGUUGGAAUGAAACAUGGACGAAUGCUUAUUUCAUUGCAGCCGUUCUUCGAUAUACAUUCACGCUAAAUAUGACGUGGCUCGUCAACUCGGCUGCUCAUCUCUUUGGCAAUCAUCCUUACGAUCAGUUCAUCAAUCCUUCGGAGAACAAGAGCGUUGCAAUACUGGCACUGGGUGAAGGUUGGCACAAUUACCACCACGUCUUUCCCUGGGAUUACAAGACUGCCGAGCUCGGCAAUUACACCUUCAACUUUACAACGGCGUUCAUAGACUUUUUCGCGAAAAUUGGUUGGGCGUACGACCUGAAAAGCGUCUCGACCGAGAUGGUGCAGAAAAGAGUCGAAAGAACAGGUGACGGCAGCCACGAGGUUUGGGGUUGGGGCGACAAGGAUCAACCUCCGGAGGAGCGAGAGGAAGCCAUAAUCACACAUCAUCCGAAAAACGAAUAGUUAAUUGCGACCCAAAAAGUCCCCUGUACAGUCUCGUGAACGUUAAGUAGUUAAGUGUUUUUUUAAGAUUAAUAUAAACAUAACUGUCGACGCUUCGAAUCAACCUUAAUCCAUAUUGUACUGGAUGCCGUAUCUAUUUUACGUGACAACUGCGGAGGGUACCUAGCAGGGAUUCCAUCGAAAUUAACGAGUAUUUUCUGAUAUUUCGCAAUUAUUUAUGUAAAUUUAAUAUAAUUUACCGGAAAAUUAUGCUAAGUAUGAAAAAUUACUCAAAAAUAAUGCAGCUACGGGGGUGUAAAAAAUGGUAUUUCUUCAAUGUUUUAUGUCGAAAGACAUAGAGAGGAAUGUAGCCUCAUUAUCCUUUGAUACUUUUCUGGACUGAACUUAGUUUUUUACCCAAAUAAUUUUCCUAAUUUAUCGAAUUAAUGGGCAAAUAUCCAUGAAUCCCCGUUUAAUUUCGCUCGAAUUCCUGGUACAUAGACCUGAAAAAAGUCAUCAGGGAAAAGUGUGAGAGUACUAGUUUUUUUAAAGAAGUAAUAUACGGGUAAAGAGAUUUGUGCCAAAGCGACUGACUCUUUUAUACAUUUAAUGAUAUAACGGGAGCUCGAAACUUAUGACUCCGCAACCCUAAAAUAAGUUCAAGUUCAACUUUGGCAUCUUGCGCUGUGCGCUUUAAAACGCUAAAAAUAUUCCAAGUCAGAGUAGCAUUUCCACGACAAGCAUUGAACACACUUAUUUUUUUAUUGGUGCACAUAAAAAAUUUAAUGUAAAUUUGUACAAAGGUGACUGAGAAACUAGAAAUUUGUAUACGUAAAGCGACUCUUUUGCUACCGUAAGAUUUUGUAAAUACUUUCUGUUUUCUCCCCCCUCCCCCUCUCUUGCAUUCUGUUCUAUCGGUUCUUUGAGGCUUGUAUUUAUACUAUUUUUUUUCAUUGCUAAAGUUGCACAAUAUGAUUAGAAUUAAGAAGUUGCGGAGAAUUAAUCGCAUAGCUCCAGUUCUCUAUGGUCUAAGGCAGCAUUCGUGCUCUCUAAAUGUCUAGAGUCAAACUGUCUCGAUUUAAAUUCAAUGUUCAAGAAAAAGGAUUGAACGAGAAUAAUCAAAGUGCAGGUGUAGAAGGCUAUGAAGCAUAUUUCUGUAUCGUAUCUUGGCGCUUUCACUUUAGAUUCUAGCUUUAAUUCCAUUUUUUGCUCAUUCUUUUCUUCAGUUGGUCUGUUUUUGCUUACUUCCCGAUGUCGCAAUUAUAUGCCUGAUUUUUCAAACUAAUCAAAAUAGAUAUAAAUGAAUUGAUUUUUCUUUGCUAUCUUCUUAAGGAGUUAUAUCUAGUGGCUGAUUUGAAUAAAAUGUAUUUAAAGUGGCUAAUAAGUCUUGGAAAUCCCUUAACAUUACUAGAUAUAAAGCCUUAAAAAAUUCAAUUUAGAUUUGCAUCCCUAACUGAGGCAUGUACUGAUCACAGACUGGUUAUUUAAGUCCGUGUUACAUUGACCCUCUAGAUUUUAAUAUCAUGAUUCGUCAAACUAUUAAUCGACACGUACUCUUAAUUUCGAAUUUUCUCUAUGGCACAAUUAGUUUUAGUUGCGAGCAACUCUGCAAGAACUCUCUGAUUUUUGGAUGUUCUCCUUUUUGCCUCAUUGUUUCGAUUUGAUUGUUCUUGUCAAAUUGAAGCUUUCAAGAUAUUUCUUUGGCGAUUCGUGAAGUCGUGAAAUAAAUUUUCUUGAAGUAAAUAGGGCACUUAGAUUAAGUAUCUAAAUUAUUUUAGAGUUAAAAAUAAAGUGAUAUGCGGAUAUUGUAGUAGAAGGGCAGUGAAUAGUAUACCUUAAUGGGAAGGGAUAAUUUAGAUUAUUUAUACUGAUAUCGAGAUUCGUGAUAACAAAAACAAAAAAAAAUUUUCUAAACUCAGUCAAACAGAAUUGUCCUUUUUUCAGACACUAAUACAUCGCGUAAGUUACCUCGUACCUGUGCAGCGUUAGUGUACUUUGUUUAGACGUUUAAUAGAUUUUCCAAAUGCAAUUUUGUGAUAAUUAAAUUUAAAAAAAAAGAUAAACUUUUCAAUUGAGAAGCCAUAAUUUCCAAGUUGCUCGAUACGAAAGGAACCAUUUUCACUGAGAAACUUUUGCUACUAUACUAAACCUGGUUUCAAAGAGCCUCGAUGCUAGUGAAAUAUGCGAAAGGAAUCAAUUUCUUAUUGCUGGUCGGUAAGGUUGAGACUUUUUCAGAAUUUCCGUUCGUUUACAUUACAGGAUUCAAAAUGGAUAGGAUUGUUAAAUUCAAAGUAUCAAAAACAAAAGCUGUAUCUUUAAAGUGCGAAUGAGUUCAAAAACUAAUAACAUAGCUGCAUCACUAUAUUGUGUAUUAUACAAUAUUGAAUAUAUUCACUGUAAUUCCAGUAAACUGUUUAAUAAAAGCUUAUAUUUUUAAGAAAGUAA